Messenger RNA from Schizosaccharomyces octosporus yFS286, 2872 nucleotides. RefSeq names its product membrane transporter. Lineage: Eukaryota; Fungi; Ascomycota; Schizosaccharomycetes; Schizosaccharomycetales; Schizosaccharomycetaceae. The transcript has a single exon. Gene Ontology annotation, biological process: transmembrane transport. Gene Ontology annotation, molecular function: transmembrane transporter activity. Gene Ontology annotation, cellular component: membrane. Bases 1123 to 2688 code for a protein of 521 amino acids. The record is from RefSeq and is a predicted model, not a curated record.
CUGGGCAGCGACGUGAACUAUAGUUUAUUUAAACCCAAUUUAACCUAUGUACGUACGAAAUUAUAAAAGAAACAAAGAAAGAAGAUGAACAAAGAAAAUGUCGUUUCAUACGAUGUCUUUUGCUUACUUCCUUGAACACUUUUCCAUCAGCUUGCCAUGGUUCAAAUUUGCAAAGAUGUAUGAUUAUAUACACUUGAACGGUUGGUCUAUAUUUCAUGGUAUUACAGAAAGUCGUGAAAGAGAUCGAAACUAAUCCUCAAAAAGAUACUGAUUUUUGCUUUUAACAUGCACUAAAGGAUACUAAUAUCUCUUUCUGAGAACUCACAUACUAUCUCAAUUUUAUGCGGCAGAUAAUUCACAGCGGAAAGACGACCUAUAGUUAUUACCAUUAAUAGAUACAUCUAGUGCUGCUAGAACAAAAAUCAGCAAACGGCUCUGACUACUCUUUUGGCAUACUUUUAGCUUGCACAGUUUGAUGGAAAAUGCAGACGCCCUUGAAAGAGAAAUUCAACAAGAAAACCUUUCAGCAAUUUCCAAAAAAAAUAAUAAUAAUUGAAGCUAUAGACGAUAUAUAUGCAAACGAAUUCUCUAAUUAUACACCAGAAAACAGAAAAUAAAUAUAACAGGUAAACAAGCAACAAAGACAAGUGACAUUGUGACAGUGGUGUUACCUGACCAUGAAAAUUUUAAUUGGAAUUUUGCACCAAAAAGUAGAAUUCGGUUUACUCGGCUGGACGGUUCUUUGCGCUUCGUCUUUUGAGUUUAUCAGUAUGAGAGCUUUGAAUGGUUCAAUUAAUUAAUGUCACUUCGCUUUAUCUGAAUGGGCAUUUAUCGGAAUCAGGAGCGAUCCGAUACAUACAGGGCAGGGUUGGAACAGAGCGUUUCGAAGUUAUUUUCCACCAAACACCAUUGCAAAGCAAUUGCACAUACUCUUUCCAUCGAAGAGAAACCUGUUUUUUUUUUAUUUUUUUUAUUAAAAAAAAAACAAGGAAACUUGUCGUGGCAACUUCACGACUUCAGUUUUGGAUCAGUUUGCAAUUUUCCAAACUAUCCAAACAGUAAAGUAAAAGGCAAAUUCCGUUUUCUUUGACUAGGAAAAACGAAGAAAAGAAUUUUUUUAUCAUGGUUACUACUAGUGAAAAUGUAGUGAAUGAUACCAGCCUGAUGGAUGAACCAGAAGAUAAAAAGUCCGUCAGGCAAUCUGCCUCCACCGUUAUUCGUGACGAUAAGCUUUCAGAAGGAUCCGUGGAGCAGUUGGAUGAAUGGAAUGUUGCGACUGCUUUGAUGUCUAUUGAUGCAAACCAUCCAGCACAUCCUCAUCAUUGGCCUAAAUGGAAAAAGUGGUUUGUGACCAUCACUUACACUUUACUAGAAACAUAUAUCAUUUGGUCCAGUACUGCCGUGAUUAACUUUGUAAGCUAUUUCCAAGAAGAAUGGAAAUGUAGCUCACAAGCUGCCUACCUUGUUCAAAGUCUUUUUAUUUUAGGAAAUGCAUGCGGACCAAUGAUUUUGGGUCCUAUGUCAGAUAUCAUUGGUAGAAAAUGGGUAUAUGUGAUUUCCAUUUUAUUUUACAUUAUUUUCCAGAUUCCUCAAGCUUUGGCUUACAAUCUUCCCAUGAUGGCGAUCAACAGCGCAAUUGCUGGAAUCUGCGGAAGUGCUGCGGUAGCAAACGUUGCUAGUAGCAUGUGCGAUGUUUUUACAAAAGAAACUGUUGGUUUAGGUAUGGCAUUCUUUGUAUGGGGUGCUAAUGCUGGUGCAUCCAUUGGAUCACCAAUUGGUGAAGCGCUGGCUGAAAAGAACUGGAGAUGGUUUUAUUGGAUGAACAUGAUAGUUGGUGGCUUCUUGGUCAUCAUUUGCUUCUUUGUGCCUGAAACUUUACCUGCGACGAAUGUUAUGAAUUAUGCAAAGAAAUUGGAACAAAAUAAUUUACAAAUAUCUACUCUUGCAAAGGCAAAAUCAGCAGUUAUACGUGCCAAAUUUGCAUUAACUAUGGCCGCCCGGAUUUUUGUCACCGAACCCAUUGUUGCUGCUUUGGGUUUAUAUAAUGGAUUUGCUUAUGGUAUUAACUUUUUGUAUCUCGAUGGUCUGUUCCCUGUCUUCAAAUACAAUUACAACAUGUCUUAUAUGCACGCAAAUGAAACAUUCCUAAACUUUCUAGUUGGUGUAACGCUAGUCGUUAUGCUACAGCCUUUGCAAGACUGGCUCUACCGCCGUGACAAAAAGAAGAACGGUGGUGUUGACCGCCCUGAAGCGCGAUUCUUGAUGUCUUUAGUUACAGUUUGGUUCUUUCCUCUUGGACUUUUUUGGUUCGCAUUUACUUCCAGUGGAAACAUUUCUUGGGUUUCUCCUCUAAUUGCCGGUGGUUUUAUUGCUGUUGGUGAUCCCCAGCUUUGGCUAGCUAUGUUGAACUAUGUCACUGAUUCCUACCCUUCGGUGGCCGGGUCUGCCGUUGCUGCUUUCACUCUCCCAAGUUUUACCCUAGCAGCCGUCCUUGUUCAUCUGGGUGCUAUUAUGUUUAACAAUAUGACAACUACCUGGGCAAUGGCUACGUUGGGUUUUAUCAGCCUUUCGCUUGUUUUGUUAAUUUACGUUAUUUACUUUUUUGGUCACAUUCUUCGUAAACAUAGUCGACUCGCUAUUACACAGGAAGCUUUAGCUGAGCGUAAUGAGAAACACGUUGAGGUUUAAGAUGUGUGUGCGUUAUGUGUUUUGGUGUCGAGAGUGUUAUUUAUUCAAGCGUUUUCUGUCUCAAAAUUCGUUGAUAUACUUUUUUUUUGGUUCCUUGUCUUUAUUCCCCUUUUUUUAUAAAUCAAGACGUAUAGUCACUAUGUAUUAGUUUGCUUUUUUGGUGAUUGUUUAACAAUCAAUUUAC